AAAAAAAUACAUUUUGGAAAUUUGUAGUAUAAAUACAAUUUGUGUAUAAUGUUUUCGACGAAAAUAAAUCAUUUAAUACGAUGUGUUGCUAUACGCUCUAAGAUAUUGGCCAUUGGGACAAAACAUGUAAAUUUUCCAGCUCCAGCAGUGUGUACGGUAUCAUUUAAACAGCAGUCGAGAUUAAUUUCUACAACAAAUAGUUGUUACGCAAAAACCAAGGAUAGAAAGAAGGAGAAGGGUAGUAAAAAAGCCGCUAAAGUUGAAAUCAACGAAUCCCAAUUGCGAGAAAUUAUUAAUUAUGAUGCCUUAAAUACUCAAAUGCAAAAGGCAGUACAACAAAUGAAGGAUGACUUUAUCAAGCAUUUAUCGCUACGUUCAACAACUGGUGCUAUUGAUACCCUACGCGUUACAGUCGAUGGCACAGAGCAUGAAUUGCAAGAGCUGGCUCAAAUAUCACGUAAAAAUCCUAAAACUAUUAUUGUGAAUAUGAUUGGAUUUCCCCAGACAAUACCAGAUGUUUUGAAAGCUAUUGAAAAGAGUGGUAUGAAUUUAAAUCCACAACAGGAUGGCACUACACUAUUUAUACCCAUACCAAAAGUUACUAAGGAGCAUCGUGAAAAUCUCUCAAAAAAUGCCAAGACCUUGUUUAUUAAAUAUAGGGAUACUAUUAAAGACAUACAAAAUUCAAACAUUAAAAAGUUGAAAAAACAAUCGGAAAUCUCUAAGGAUGAUAUGUUUGCCGUUCAAAAUCAAAUAACUGCCAUAGCUGAUAAGUAUAUAGCCGAAGCCGAUAAAAUGUUGCAAGUUAAACAAAAGGAAUUAUUAGGCGACUCUUAAAAUCAUUGAUAAAACAUUAGAAAACAUAAAAAGACUGAACUAAUUAUGUUGAAAGAUAUUGGUAAAGUUUGUUGAAAUUAUUGAAAAUUAAAUAAAAUGUAAAAAUUAUAAUAA
Molecule: messenger RNA, 951 nt
Organism: Calliphora vicina (urban bluebottle blowfly)
Lineage: Eukaryota; Metazoa; Arthropoda; Insecta; Diptera; Calliphoridae
Gene: mRRF1
Product: mitochondrial ribosome recycling factor 1
Exons: 1
Coding region: 49-837 (262 amino acids)
Biological process (GO): translation
Cellular component (GO): mitochondrion
Molecular function (GO): ribosomal large subunit binding
Source: RefSeq, a predicted model, not a curated record